Molecule: messenger RNA, 2253 nt
Organism: Hydatigera taeniaeformis
Lineage: Eukaryota; Metazoa; Platyhelminthes; Cestoda; Cyclophyllidea; Taeniidae
Source: the annotation of a GenBank genome assembly
AUGAGUGCUACCAUUGAGGCUGAAGUUUUGCAGGCGCUUAAGACACUACAAAAACACAACUUCAGGGUAUCUCGUCAUCGCGGUAACGUGGAGUCUGAGGCUGCCUUAAAAAAAGAAGCUGGGUUGACGGACAGCAGUGUUGCAGACGAGUUUUUGGAGUUCAAGGCGGACUCACCUGAUGACCCUCAAUCUUUCGCUUUUGCCUACGAGCAGGUCUUGAGCUUUAUCGAUGGAUGUACUUACCAGCACAGGCUUGAACUAUCGGGUCUUCUCUAUCCUAUAUUUGUUCAACUUUACAUGCGUCUCGUAAGUGGAAAUUAUCCCAAUGAAGGUACUUGUGUGUUGCUAUUGUCGAAAUUAGUUUUAGCUGCAGAAUUAAUGACGAAAUAUAGGCGGUUUCAGGAGGAUUUUUAUCAGGAAGACAUACAGGCUCUUGCUAGCAUUACCGAGCCGAAUCAUCUAUUUACAAACCCAAUAGUUGAGACGUUUCGAGGAUCGGACUUUUCUAUUAGUAUUGCUUCGCUAUCAUUUGCUUUAUUUCGUCGUUUUAUUCGCGAAAAGGGGCUUGCUGUGAUUCAAAGCAUUAUUAAGGAUCAGCUGCAUAUUGAAGUUGUUGAUGGACCUCCACGAUCGAAAAUUCAACUAUGCUGUCGUCGGGGAGCGAUUUUCGGGGAGUCGCGACGCGAUGCUAACUCAGAGGUUGUAUUCUACGGUCUCUUAAAGGAUCCUAACGUUGAAUUGGACCCAUCGGAAGUGAGCGACGCAAUGACUGGCACUCAAGAUGUCGAUUCCGAAUUAACUCCUAAGAAGAAAAAGAAAAAAGAAAACAAUUCAUUUGGUCAUAAGCCUUCAAAGUACGAUGAUUCAAAGACACACUCAAAAUCACCUGCACUCGACAGAAUUCCCAUCCCCAGGAUAUCUGAUACCUACUUGGAUCAGCAGAGAACACUUCGCCAAGAGACGGCGCAGAUUCUGCGGAGUCUUUUGCAAAGGGAAUCUAACCCGCGUCCCUCAGCCCUCCUUUAUACAGUGUGCAAUGCACAACCGGGCGAGUCGGCGCUGGCUAUCCGGCGUGGCGGUGUGUCUUGCAUGACUUUUUCAGAGGACCUCGGUAUGCUAGCAGCAGGGUUGGGCUCCGGUCGGAUUCGCAUAUGGGCCCUUGGUGCGGAGUCGCUGCGUCAAAUGCUUCCACCAGACAAAUUGGAAGCCCUCGAUAUGAACGAUGCUAGAAUAAAGAGCAAGAUGCUUCACGAUGGAAACGGUGAAGCUCAGCCGUCCCGUGAUCUAAUUGGCCAUCAAUUGACGGUUCAUGGAGUGGCUUUUUCGCCCGAUGGUCAAUUAAUCGCCUCCACAAGUGCAGACGGGUCGCUGCGUCUAUGGUCUACUACUAUUUGGGGAGGCGCCCUCUCCGUAUGGCGUGACCACGUUCUGCCUAUCUGGUGUGUGGAUUGGGCUCCAGCUUAUGGGCACUAUAUAGUCACAGGCAGCUCAGAUCGGACUGCUCGGCUAUACGCCUGUGAUCACGCACCCCAACCACUCCGCAUUUUCACUGGUCACAAGGCUGAUGUGACUGCGGUCGCGUUUCAUCCAAACAUCAAUUAUCUGGGCACCGGUAGUGCGGACAGGGCCGUUCGACUAUUCGAUGUCCGCUCCGGAAAGGGCGUGCGGCUAUACACUGGUCACAAAGGCUCCGUACAGUGCUUGACCUUCUCGCCUUGCGGUCGAUACCUUGCAUCAGGUGGUUGGUGUGGGGCUACAUGCCUGUGGGAUCUUGGGAGCGGAGCACAGAUUGGUCAGCUUGGGGGCUACAGCUCUACAUCUGGUUGUUCCAAAAAUGCUGUCACUGCGGUUACCGGCUCUGCUGGUGAGGCCGCGACUGAUCAACUGCUUACGGCGCCAGUGGUGAGCCUCACUUUCUGUCCUGAUGGCGGCCGCUUGGCCACGGGGGGCCUAGAGGGAGCGCUAAGGAUAUGGAAUGUGGGCAUGAGUGGGGUGGCGCGGGGGACGGUGGAGAACGAAAGUGCCACCUCCCUCCUCAGCGUGCACAGUGCGUCGCGAGACGACUCGCGCGCCAGUGGCGGCGCUGUCGGGCGGGGGGAGGAGGCUGAUCCCUACUAUGGUGUGGUUGGCGGUUACGAAGUCUCGCGCACCUGUCUCCAAGAUGCUUUCUUCACGCGCAAGACUGCCGUCUUGGCUGUGCGGUUUGCGCAUCCUUAUCUCCUUCUAGCAGCUGGGCCUUAUAAUCAAGUUUAG